UCUCAUAUUCGCUGCUCGACUCCCUGGUCCAUCGCGAUUCUAUGCCCUCUCUCUGUGUUUCCCCAUCUUCUUCGUAGCGUCACGCCGUCAUGUCGUCCAAAGCAGUACCGCUAGAGCUUACGGGACCCUCCCAGGUCCCUGACAUCCUAGCCGGGAUCAUCACCCCGCUGAUCCUCGCGAGUUUCGUCGUCAUUGGCCGCCUGUAUUCGAGACUGCUCCUCAAAAACCAGUGGUGGGAUGACGCCUUCAUCUUGCUCGCCUGGCUGUUCGCCGUCGCCGUCGUGACCGUCGUCGGCGUCGAGACCGAGUACGGCCUCGGGCACAGGUUCAGCAACAUCCCGCUCCGGCUCCGGCCCGUCGGCAUCCGCCUGUCCUACGCGACGAUCAGCACGUACCAGCUGUCGCUCGUGCUGACCAAGGUCAGCAUCCUGUUCUUCUACCUGCGCAUCCUGAAGCUGCCGUACCAGCGGGUCCUCGUCCUCGCCACCAUGGGCUGCGUCGUCGUCUACGGCACCGUCUUCUUCCUGCUCACCUUCUUCAUCUGCAACCCAGUCGAGGGCGGGUACGAGUUCGACAUCCGGGUGGGCCACUGCAUGGCCUACUACCCAAUCCUGACGGCGUCGGCGGCCCUGCACACGCUGACGGACCUGUGGCUGAUCGGCCUGGUGCUCCCCCACGUCCUCAAGAUGACGCUGCCGGUGCGCCAGAAGGUCGCGCUGGCGUUCGUCCUCACGCUGGGCAUCUUCGUCGCGUGCGCCUCGCUGACGCGCAUGGCCGUGGCCUGGGAGUUCCUCAACCCCAAGUACGCGCAGUGGGACUCCUUCUCCUUCGCCAUCUGGACCACGCUCGAGUCCAGCCUGGGCCUCAUCUGCGCCUCCGUCCCGAUGCUCAAGCCCCUCGUCCGGCAGCUGAGCGGCCGCAACCCGUCCUCGAAGCCCGAGGUGAUGAGGAACGUCCCCCGCUCCAAGGGCCCCGAGCGCAAGCCCAACCCGCUCGACCCGCUCAACUCGGAGGCGACGACGCUGUUCACCGGGGAGCACGGAGAUGGCGGGACAGUGGAGCUGGGCCGCGUGAAGUCGAGACAAGACUCAGGACCUCCAACAGCCGUCGCGGCUUCGGAGGAGCGAUUUACGCCUGUAUGAUAGCACCCUUCCUAACCCUAUAUAUACCUACCUAGGGACGGUAAUGCCGUGAAUGACGAUGUGACGCGAGCGA
Messenger RNA from Durotheca rogersii, 1215 nucleotides. RefSeq lists its product as uncharacterized. Lineage: Eukaryota; Fungi; Ascomycota; Sordariomycetes; Xylariales; Xylariaceae. The record is from RefSeq and is a predicted model, not a curated record. The transcript is spliced from 2 exons. Bases 90 to 1142 code for a protein of 350 amino acids.